This is a messenger RNA of Arabidopsis thaliana (thale cress), 2161 nucleotides long. RefSeq names its product 5'-AMP-activated protein kinase-like protein. Gene Ontology annotation, cellular component: chloroplast thylakoid membrane; chloroplast. The record is from RefSeq and is marked reviewed. Lineage: Eukaryota; Viridiplantae; Streptophyta; Magnoliopsida; Brassicales; Brassicaceae. Gene Ontology annotation, biological process: regulation of starch biosynthetic process; starch biosynthetic process. The transcript has 8 exons. Bases 276 to 1874 code for a protein of 532 amino acids.
CAGCAACAUUGAUGAUCUUAAGAAUUCGAUUAACGUCCGAAUAAAGCAUACUUCUUUCAUUUUCGGAAUCAGAUUGAAAUAUAAAGCUUUGGUUUUUGUGCGGUCACAUGGCUUCUUUAGAUUACUGGCUGGCUUGAUCAAAUCACGUACUAGCUAGUGGAUCACUUUUUCCCAGAAGGUUUUUGUUCGUUGCUUGGUAUUACCUCUUCUUCUUCUUCUUGAUGAAGGCCGCGUGAAUAGAGCGCACACAAAGUGUUCGUCGAAAUGCUCCAACCAUGGUCUCUAUCAACUCCGGCCCCAUUUCAUCUUUUGUUUCUCGCUAUUCGAUGAUUGAUUCCGAUACCCUUUUGCAUCUUUCUUCUUUUGGUUCAACUUUUAAUCCCAAUUAUAAGGCCAAAGCUUGCAUACGUUUUGCAAGAAAAGUUUGUGGGUCUACUGUUCUAGGGUUUCUUGAGGUGAAGCCGAGGAAGAAAAGUUGUUGUUCUCGUUGUAAUGGGGUUUCGAGGAUGUGUAAUAAGCGUAAUUUGGGUUGGGAUAGCGAGGGAAGUAAGGAUCUUGAAACCGAGAUUUUGGAGUUUAUGAAGAAUUCGGAGAAACCUGGGAUGUUUCCGAGUAAGAAGGAUUUGAUUCGUUCUGGAAGAUUUGAUCUUGUGGAGAGAAUUGUAAACCAAGGUGGAUGGCUUUCUAUGGGAUGGGAUUUGGAUGAACAAGAAGAGAAGGUCCGAGUAAAUGAGAACGUGACGCCACAGGAUUUACAUAUCGAGAAACAGCUUCCUAAUUGUAAUUCUCCAGAAAUGGAUAAAACUUUGAAUCAUGGAGAUCUUGAUCUUUCCUCAAAUCUUUCAUCUUCGACAGAACAAGUGGAAUCUAGAAACGAUAGUGGAAUUGAAGGCAUUUUGACCAGAUUGGAGAAAGAAAGGAAUUUGAGUCUAGGGAUUAGCGUGAGGGAGAAUGGGAAAAGCAAUGGUGCCAUGCAUGAUAUCUCCCCAAAUGGUUCAGUUCCUUGGUCUUCCAGGAUUGUGACAGCUAGUGAAAUUCAAGAAGUCGACGGCAGUAGAGGCUCAGGUGAAUAUGCACAAAGUAGGUAUCAAGGAGCCAAGUCGGUUUCAGGAAAGCCAGGCUUAAGCGAUUCACCUACGUCAGAAACAUGGAGGACGUGGAGUAUGAGAAGAGCUGGAUUUACUGAUGAAGAUUUUGAAGCUGCUGAAAUUUCCUCCAGUGGUUUGACUGGUGUGAAGAAAGAUGAUACGAAGAAGGAUUCUGGUGAUAGCAUGAAUGGGAAAGAUAGAAUUGCAUCUUCCUCAGAAGAUGUAAAUAAAACUCAUAUCAAACACCGUCUUCAACAGCUCCAGUCAGAACUUUCUUCUGUUCUUCACUCCCUUAGAUCUCCUCCUGAUAAAGUUGUGACAAGUAAGGAUAGUGAGACAACUGCUGGGAACUUGGAGAACCUCUCUGAUGAUUGGGAGUACAAAGAGAAUGAGAUCAUACAUGCCCAAAAUAAGUUGCGGUCUACACGAGCAAAGUUGGCUGUUCUUGAAGGAAAAAUGGCUAUGGCUAUAAUAGAUGCACAGAGGAUUGUACGGGAGAAACAGAGAAGAAUAGAUCAUGCUAGUAGAGCUUUACGAUUACUUCGAACUGCAUCCAUAGUGUGGCCUAAUUCAGCCUCAGAAGUUCUAUUAACGGGUUCAUUUGACGGUUGGUCUACCCAGAGGAAGAUGAAGAAAGCUGAGAACGGAGUCUUCUCUUUGUCUCUAAAGCUAUAUCCUGGAAAAUAUGAGAUAAAGUUUAUAGUUGAUGGCCAGUGGAAAGUUGACCCGCUUCGACCCAUUGUUACUAGUGGUGGAUAUGAAAACAAUCUGCUAAUCAUCUCUUGAGGUCAAAGGCAACAAUAUUUCUGAACUAAUCCCACCAUCGAUGUAGCAUGAGCUGAAUCAGUAGGGUUUUAGUUUUUCUUUAGGAAUUUCACUUUCAUGUAGGGUAAGGUAGGCAAGUAAGCAGUAGUACUAGGUUUUAUCUUGACAAAACAAGAAAGUAAGAAUGAUCUGUAUAUUGUACUAUACGACCACUGUGGUCCUCUGACAAGAGUCACAAGAGGCAUGUAAACAAUUGGCUUAUUGCAUUGUACAAUUUUACACAUUAAGAUGGCUAUGACGAGGUUGGU